AUGGUGACUUACGGCGUCUUCUUCUCGGUGCUCGUGCUGCUUGGAUCAGCGGUGCUGCGCCGCGCAGCCGCAACUGGCGCGGGGGGUAACGGCCUCGGGAUUGCCGCUACUCCUUCGCUGCCUGGCAGCAACGGCGCGUCAAACUAUGCUCCCAAAGAGUACAACAAGGAUUCGGUGCCGGAGAAGAGCCAGAAGACGUUUGCAGACGUGAAGGGCUGCGCAGAGGCCAAGGCGGAGCUGGAGGAGAUUGUGGCUUUUCUCAAGGACCCCUCCAAGUUCACGCGCCUGGGCGGAAAGCUGCCCAAGGGCGUCCUGCUGACUGGACCCCCCGGCACCGGCAAGACGCUGCUCGCCAAGGCCGUCGCCGGGGAGGCAGGCGUUCCCUUCUUCUUCAGGGCGGGGAGCGAGUUUGAGGAGAUGUUUGUGGGAGUGGGGUCGCGGCGAGUGCGAGCGCUGUUUGCGGCUGCUAAGAAGAAAGCGCCGUGCAUCGUGUUCAUCGACGAGAUCGAUGCCGUGGGCGCCUCCCGCAAGCUGUGGGAGAACCACACGCGCAAGACCCUCAACCAGCUCCUGGUCGAGAUGGACGGGUUUGAGGCGAACGAGGGCAUCAUAGUGAUGGCGGCCACCAACAUGCAGGAGAGCCUGGACGCGGCGCUCACUCGGCCCGGCCGCUUCGACCGCCACGUCGCCGUUCCGCUGCCCGACGUGCGCGGCCGCCUCGAGAUCCUCGACUACUACCUCCAGGACAAACCGCUGUCGGAGGACGUGGAUUCAGCGUCACUGGCGCGCAGGACGGCCGGCUUCAGCGGAGCUGAGCUGGCAAACCUAGUUAACGAGGCGGCGCUGGCGGCCGGCAAGGGCGGCCAUGCACGCAUCACGUCAUCCAUGCUUGACGAGGCGCAGGACAAGAUCCUCAUGGGCUCCGAGCGCAGGCAAGCCGCUGGCUACAUUGCCAGUCACCCUUCACAGACGGCGGAGUCACUGCGGCGGACGGCGUACCACGAGAGCGGCCAUGCACUGGUGGCCAUCCACACGGCGGGCGCUCACCCCAUCCACAAGGCCACAAUCGUGCCACGCGGCCACGCCCUUGGCAUGGUUUCCCAGACGCCGGAGAAGGAUGAGUACAGCCGGACGCGGCAGCAGAUGAGCGCGCACAUCGAUGUCUGCAUGGGCGGCCGCGUCGCAGAGGAAAUCAUCUUUGGCGCUGACCAGGUUACGUCGGGGGCGCGCAGCGAUUUCCAGCAGGCGACGCGAGAGGCGAGGCACAUGGUGACGGAGUGCGGCAUGAGCGACGAGAUCGGCCCCGUCUUCGUGGAGAAUACCGAGUCCCCCGACAUGCGCCGCCGCAUCGACGGGGAGGUCUCGCGCAUCCUCCGCGAAGCCUACAACCGCGUCACCGCCCUCCUGACAGAGAAGGAGGAGCUGCUGCACCGUUUGGCAAAGGUGCUGCUAGAGCAUGAGACGCUGACGCAGGCAGACAUCCACGAGGUCAUAGCCGGCACAUUCAAGCGCGAACCUCUCCUGCGGCCCGUGGACCCAGAAGCAGAGGCUCUGCUGGGGGAGCAGGCGGCGCAGCCUCUUGCAGAGCAUAGCAGCAAGAAUUGA
Molecule: messenger RNA, 1605 nt
Organism: Coccomyxa subellipsoidea C-169
Lineage: Eukaryota; Viridiplantae; Chlorophyta; Trebouxiophyceae; Coccomyxaceae
Product: ATP-dependent metallopeptidase Hfl
Exons: 9
Coding region: 1-1605 (534 amino acids)
Biological process (GO): proteolysis
Cellular component (GO): membrane; chloroplast thylakoid
Molecular function (GO): ATP-dependent peptidase activity; ATP hydrolysis activity; metalloendopeptidase activity
Source: RefSeq, a predicted model, not a curated record